Cuscuta europaea is the source of this 4667-nucleotide messenger RNA. The record is from the annotation of a GenBank genome assembly. NCBI's taxonomy places the organism in Eukaryota, Viridiplantae, Streptophyta, Magnoliopsida, Solanales, Convolvulaceae.
UAGUGGGUAGUGACGCACCGGUGGCCGGCGAUGGAGAAGAAUACAACCAAGAGUAUACAGACGUCCUUGAUGAGCAAGGUGGACAUGCUUCAUGACAUGUUGGGUGUGUACAAGCACCUGAAGUUGGGAUGAAGUUUGAUACAAUAGAAGCGGUAUUUGAAUUUUACAAGAAAUAUGGUAGGAGUUUAGGAUUUCGGGUACGCAAAAGAAGUUCUAUCAAGGACAAAAGUGGAGAAAAUGUAGUGGCAGUUGUAUUUGAGUGUUCAAGUGCGGGAAGUAGAUGUAGCACGGGACAAAAUGCUUUGAAACCAAAACCUUCAAUGCAAUUGGAUUGCUUAGCUCGCCUAAGAGCACGAACAACUUAUGUUGGUUCUUGGGAAAUAUCUAAAGUGCAACUGCAACAUAACCAUCCUAUGAGUCCGACAAAGUCUAGAAAAUUUCGAUGCAAUAGGAAGGUGACAGAACAAAUGAAGAGAAAACUAGAAAUUAAUGAUGUUGCGGAGAUACCACUUCAUAAAAGCUUCAACUCGGCCGUUGUUGAAGCGGGUGGAUAUGACGAGCUUUCAUUUAUCGAAAAGGAUUGUCAUAACUACGUAGACAAAGUGCGCCAACUUAGGCUAGGAAGUGGUGAUGCAAUGGCUAUCCAACAUUUUUUUGGUAAAAUGCAAGCUCAAUGCCCUGGUUUUUUCUUUACCGUUGACUUAGAUGAGGAGCCACGGUUGAGGAAUGUUUUCUGGGCCGACAACCGUUGUAGGUAUGCUUAUAAAGAUUUCGGCGAUGUCAUCACUUUUGACACAACAUACCUUACAAAUCGGUAUGACAUGCCAUUUGCUCCCUUUGUGGGCGUUAAUCAUCAUGGGCAAUCAAUGUUGCUUGGUUGUGGAUUAAUCUCAAAUGAAGAUACACAAACUUUUGUAUGGAUCUUUAAAGCGUGGCUUGAUUGUAUGCAUGGGUGUGCGCCGAAGGGGAUUAUAACAGACCAAGACCAUGCUAUGCAAAAUGCAAUUCAAAUUGUGUUCCCAAAUACGAGACACCGUUGGUGUUUAUGGCAUAUCAUGAAGAAGCUCCCAGAAAAAAUGGGAGGUUUGGCAGAUAAAGAUCUUAUAAUGUACAAUAUACAUGACCUAGUGUAUGACUCACAACACGAUUCUGAGUUUGAAGAUGGCUGGACAGCUAUGGUAGAAAGGUACUUAUCUGUACACUUUUGUCUGUGGUUUGUAUGAUACACUGUCUGUGUAUUGUCUACAUUGUCUGUUAAAUAUAAAACAUUUGUUUGUGCAAUACAUCAUCAAUUGUCUGUUCAUUGUAUAAAUUGUUUGUUGACAUAGGUUUUCACAUAAAAAUGAUGAAUGGCUUGGGGUGAUGUACAAUGAAAGACAUCGCUGGGUGCCAUGUUACUUGAAGCCAACAUUUUGGGCAGGCAUGUCUACCACGCAAUGAAGUGAAAGCAUUAACGCCUUCUUUGAUGGUUAUGUAAAUUCUAAAACAACUCUAAAGCAGUUUUGUGGAGCAAUAUGGCCGGGCGUUGAGGUGUAAAAUGGAAAAAGAGUUCCAUGCCGAUGCUCAUUCAUUCACUAAAAUGAUUCCAUGUGUCACCGUUUUUGCAAUGGAAAAACAAAUGCAAGGCCUAUACACGCUAGCCAACUUCAAGGAGUUUCAGAGUGAAGUAACUGGGAAGAUGUAUUGUACCUACUACAUUGCGAAAAUGGUAAAACAUAUAAGGUCAGAGAGUAUAGGGUCGUGAAUGGGUUUGCAAAAUCUACGGACUUCACAGUUGAGUUUGAUAUAUCAAGUAAUAUAGGAGUAUGUAGUUGUCACUUGUUUGAGUUUCGGGGCAUUGUAUGUAAGCAUUUAAUUGUAGUGCUACUCAGAAAUGAAGUGCAACUCCCAUGGUUUUAAAAGGCUAAACGCACCUACGCCUCAGAGGCGUAAAAGCGCAAAGGCGCUAUCAAAUCGCCUGUAAGGCUUGAGCAUCACCUUCCACUAACAAGGCUAACGCCUUUUUUUGCUGAGGCGGUGAUGCGAUCCCAGUGCGCAAGGCGUAAUUGAGGCGUACGCAUUUCACUAAACGCAACUUGGGCUCUUUUUUUUGAACUAUUGGGCCUCGACUUUUUUUUUAAACGACACGUUUAUCUCUUAGGUAACACACGACAUCCCUAGGUAACUAUUUAAUUACCUUCAACUACUACUAUAUUAAGAAACGGCUUGAAAAACUCUCUCAGUCGAAGGCUUGAAUCUGAGUACGUAGACUUCGAUCUUUCAGAGUUGCUUUCAUUCCAGAUUUCCAGGAGUGGGCUGAUUACUCACGAUGGUUAAACCCAGUAAGAAUCAGGGAGAGGGGUCUAGCUCAAAUAAGGAUAAGGAUCCUGCUUGGCAGUAUGGAACUAAAUUGAAUCCUCCGGCAGGAAAGACUGGUUAUGUAUAUGCAAAAUGCAAAUAUUGCAAUAAGGUGAUCACCAGUGGAGUGGGGAGACUUAAAGAGCACCUUGCGGGAACACAUAAAAAUGUGGCGCCAUGCAAAAGUGUUCCCGAAAAUGUUAAAAAGGAUGUGCUAGCAAUGUUGAAGAACUAUCAAGAUCAGAAACACGUUAACCAGAAGUUUUUUGAUGAAAUGGUAGAUUCUGGCUCGUACUUUGGAACUGGAGUAACUGGACCUCAACCGCGUGGGCCUAUUGAUCGCUUCGUUACUCGUCCAGGCAGUAGCUCAAGAGAUGUAGCAAAUGAGCAGGAAGUUGUAGAAGAUGAUAUUCUGCCUAACAAAAUGAGUAAAACUACCAUGAGAGAGCGACGCAAUCUUGUUUGUCAAGAUGUGGGCAGAUUUUUCUUUGAAAAUGCAAUAGCAUUUAAUGUAGCCCGCAGUCCUUCUUAUUUUAACAUGUUGCGUUCUGUUAGUAAUUAUGGUGCAGGCUUUAAACCCCCAUCUAUGCAUGAGUUGCGGACGUGGAUCCUUAAAGCGGAAUAUGAUACCACGAACACAUAUGUGGAAGAAGUGAAGAAGACAUGGCCGCACACCGGAGUUACGAUAAUGUCAUAUGGGUGGAGCGACACAAGAAACCGAGGGCUUCUUAACAUUCUUGUUAACAACCAAUAUGGUAAUGUUUUCCUCAGAUCUGUUGAUGCAUCGGAUCGAGUUAAAUAUGCAACUUAUCUUUUUGAAUUGCUCGACGGAGUAGUUGAGGAAAUAGGAGAAAGUCUGGUAGUGCAAAUCGUGACAGAUAAUGCAAGUGCAUACAAAGCUGCUGGGAGACUUUUAAUGGAGAAGAGGAAGCACUUGUAUUGGACGCCAUGUGCCGCCCAUUGUAUUGACCUCAUGCUUGAGAAGAUUGGAGAGCUGCCACAGAACAAAAAUGUCUUGAUCAAAGCUAAGAAGGUCACUAAUUUUAUCUAUAAUCGUGUAUGGGUUUUGCAGCUUAUGAGGAAGUUUAUCGGGAAAGACCUAGUUCGUCCAGGCCCCACGAGGUUUGCUACUGCUUUCUUGACUUUAGAUUGUAUGGCCACCGCAAAAGAGCCCCUGCAAAGAAUGUUUGUUUCUAAACAGUGGACUUCAAGUCGUUAUGCAAAAUUAGUUGAGGGGAAGGAGGUUAAAAUGAUUGUGAUGGAUGACAGAACGUUUUGGCCUAGGGUUGCUUACUCAAUAAAAACAUCAAGGCCAUUAGUUGAAGUUUUGAGGAUUGUUGAUGGUGAUGAGCCUGCAAUGGGAUUCAUCUACGGUGCUAUGGAUUCUGCAAAAGAAAAAAUUGCAGAAAAUUUUGGAAAUCAAUAUUCCACUUAUAGUGAGAUUUGGAAGAUAAUUGAUGAGAAGUGGGAGCACCAACUACAUCGGGACUUGCAUGCUGCAGCGUAUUAUUUGAAUCCAAGAUUCAAAUGGGAGGAUGACUUCUCUACUCAUGUGGAGGUUAAGAAAGGUUUGUAUGCUUGUAUGGAGAGGCUUAUUUCUGAUAGUAGUGAUUUUAACCAAGCUGAUGCACAAAUGGAUGAAUAUCGAUACAAGCGUGGACUUUUCGGAAUGAGGGCGGCUCAAAAUUCAUAUAAAACACGUCCCCCAGUGGAAUGGUGGGAUCAAUUUGGAGAUCAUAUUCCAGAACUACGGGCUUUUGCGGUCAAAAUUCUUGGCUUGACGUGUUCUUCUUCCGCUUGUGAACGAAAUUGGAGCACAUUCAAUCAAGUCCAUACGAAGAGAAGGAAUCGUCUUUCAGCCAUUAAGUUGAAUAGUUUGGUAUUUAUAAUGUUCAACAAGAAGUUGAAGUUUAGGAAGAGCAGAUUACAAAAGAAAGAGGAUAAUUUGAUCUUCGAUAAUGUAUCAUCUGAUGAUGAGUGGAUUGCUGAACCGAAUGCAGAUGAUGGAGAAAGUGUGGAUGCACGUGAUGAACUUGCAUUAGUUGUUGAUGAAAUGGACAACGAAUUCAGAGGGGUGGACCUUACAGUUGGAACUAAAGAAGAUAAUGAGGCCCGUGAAAAUGAAGGAGAUGACAAUGAGAAUGACAUUACUAAUUUGGAUACUCAUGAAGAGGACGAUAGGCUUAGUUUUGAAGAUUAAUAGUUCCAAUUUGUCAAUUUGCAAACUUAAACUCCUAAACUUUUAUUUUCUUGUCUUAGAAUUUUAAUGUUUUAUGUUCUUUUGAGUUUUGACUUUGGUAUUUCAGUUUUAUAUUAUUUGGACUUGAAUA